Molecule: messenger RNA, 1419 nt
Organism: Penicillium roqueforti
Lineage: Eukaryota; Fungi; Ascomycota; Eurotiomycetes; Eurotiales; Aspergillaceae
Product: transcriptional regulator family TF
Exons: 1
Coding region: 1-1419 (472 amino acids)
Source: RefSeq, a predicted model, not a curated record
AUGAGAUGUAAUCGUCUGAAGAUUGGCUCCACUGCUCGUCAUUCCAAGCGCAUGAUACACCACACUUCUCCCAAAGACGUCCAACAUGGGGAUUUGCGGGUUUCUACUGCUGUGUCGCGACAGCGCGCCAAGUCCAAGGACAGCGACAGCCAUCUCUCAUACUCCUCCUCUAGUCCAGGUUCAUCUUCGAGCUCGACUCCCAGAGAUGACGAACCUUGGACCCCCGACAGUACCGAGGUCGUGGUAAUAUCGCCUGAGAAAUUACUCGCCGCCCCCGUCAACUUCCAAACAACAUCAGAUGCGCUUCGCACUGUUACGGACGUGGAACAAUUCUCAGCCAUACAUUCGCCAUUUAUAUUCGGAUCUAGUUUUAUCCCGGGAUCCCAAAAGACUGUUUAUGCUAUUUUGCAAUUAUCCGCCCCGGUGCUGACCGAAGGAUACCUGGCCUUCCUAGGGCUGAUGUCGAAUUACCAAAAGUCGCCUGUUAUCCGCCGGAGCGAGCCCGAUAUGUUCAAGGCAGCGAAGGGCUUGCAGCGUCUAAGAAGCGUGGAAAUCUCAAACGACUACAGCGCAGCUUGCGCUCUCUUCCUGGGCCAGACCAUGUACGUGUUCGACGUACUCACGGCGCCAUACUCCAGUACAGCGCACUCUAUCGUCCGGAGCUCCCUCAUGUCGACCAAAGCAUGGCUCCCCAGACUAGUGCAAGCCCCGAUCAUGGACACGAUAACCAUGUCCCCGAUUCUGAUCGACACGGUCGAGUGCCUAGUGCACCGUGAAAUCCCUAUAAUACGACUCGACCCCCAGCGUCGCGUCAUCGUUGACCGCUAUCUUGGCCUUUGCGCGACACUCCUCCCUCACCUCUAUGACAUCUGCGAAUGCAGCAAUACCUUGAAGAUACAAGCUCCUCCUGUCGGUUCUGAAGCACACACAGCCCUUCACGACCGACUGGAUGGGCUAGAGCAGACGAUCAGACGCUGGCGGCCCCAAACUCCUUCCGGACUAUUCGAAAGCUACGGCCAACAUGCGGUUCUCGCAAUGGUAACACAAGCGAACGUGUACCGUCUAGCAGCCUUAUUGAUCCUCCACCGGCUGCGGUAUCCGCUAGGAGUCGAGGAUGGGGCCGCGUGGAAACUCGCAAAUGGAAUAUUCUCUGAAUUGUCGUUCUUUGCCAAAUCGGCGGUCAAUGGAAAGGAAUCUAGUGCGCUGCCGGUGGUGUUUCCUUUGACGAUGGCUAUGUUUGAGAUAUAUGGGCCUGGAGAAGAUUUGCUGGAACGCUUGACUUCGUUCACGGUUCAGAUCUCGUGUGUGGGACGGCUGCAGGAAUUUGUGAAGCUGGCUAGGGCUUCGAGGGAGUCUGGGUUUGGGGGGAUUUGGUUUGAUUUGGUUGAUGCGCAUCUUCGUGUUGCGGUACCGCCGUAG